Messenger RNA from Ictalurus punctatus (channel catfish), 7728 nucleotides. It is a transcript of the gene plekha6, whose product is annotated as pleckstrin homology domain containing, family A member 6. The transcript is spliced from 21 exons. The record is from RefSeq and is a predicted model, not a curated record. NCBI's taxonomy places the organism in Eukaryota, Metazoa, Chordata, Actinopteri, Siluriformes, Ictaluridae. Bases 2461 to 5268 code for a protein of 935 amino acids.
AAAAAAAAAUCUACCUUCAGAGAUGUGUUAUCUGUUGAUGUUGUCAUUAUCCUAGUCAUUAAGCUGGGACAUGCAUGAUGUCCGGCUUUAUUGAGUUAGAAUGCAUAGGAAGUCGCAUGGGAAAGAGAAGAUCAAAGCAAUCAUAUCCUCUUGUUAGUAACCCUGAUUCUGUUUCAACAGUGGAAGGAUUUCUGUUUUGUAGUACUGAUAUGGGAGUGAUCUGAUCUGAUAUGGAGAACUUCUUCACAUAAUUGUUUUUUUUUUGGUUCGGUCCCAGAAUGCAGUCUUGUCCCAGAACGCGGGGAGACAAGCUGAUAAGAAACAAGCUGCAGCCUGUUUGCGCGUGACACUGAUUUGCACUUUGAGUUGGGAUCGAUGACAAAGAUCUGUGUAGCACCAUCAUAAGCUGUGGAAGGACGCUUGUAAUGAGACCUUGUCCACUGCACAUUCACAAACAAGGACUGAGCAAAAGUUGCAAAAGUACUUGGAGUUAUAGGUGUAAUUAAGUUCUACCAACUAGAAUUAGAACCAGUCGUGUAAUGGCAGUUAAUAAAAACCAACAAACAAACAAACCUGCAUUUAGAAGAGCAACAAGUCCACCAUGGACAGAAGUGCUUGGAUUGUUUCAUUUGUCUGUUAGUUUGACCACUUUAUACGAUUUACAAUGAAAAUAUUUAUGUUGUAUUUUUUGCAUUUUGUUGCUGAUAAAACGAAAAGUUCUUUUAUUUCAGCUCACUGUUGAUGAACUUAAAUAUAUAUUACACUGAAAACCCUAAUAGUAUUAAAAUCAGCACAUCAUUUGAUCAGAAAAGAAAACCGUUUCAGUUCAUUUGUGCUCCUGUUAUGCCAUAAAAAUCAUUUUUAGUGCUUUUUUUUUUUUUUAGCAAUAUGAGCCUGUGUGUAAGUUGAGAAAUAAAAUAAAAAAUAAAACAAGAUAUUUUUGACAACAUAAACAUGGCAGCAAAAGACUACUAUUGUUUUUGUGUUUCUUCCUCUUUUCUCUCUCUAUCUCUCUCUCUCUGUCUCUUGUUCUGUGUGUGUGCGCAUGUGCGAGUGUGUUUCUGUGCUAUUCCCAGUCCCAAAUGUUAUAAUUUCUGUUGAUUCCAAUCUUGAACAGGUACCAUACGCAUAACCAGACCAUGUGCUACCGGACUGGAGGCCAAUCUAAAAAGCAUAGGUCUAGUUUUUUGGUGCCAAAUGAUUUGUAUUAGUUACAUUGUGCAGUGGUAAAAUGCCCUUUAUUACACUGUUUUUGGGCAUCCUUAAAUUUCCGUAUGUUCAUGGAAAAAUUUGCGAGAUGUGGAGGAUGAUGAUUAUGGUGUACAGGUUACAGGAAAUCGCCACUGUUUACUUUAAACCCCUGUGGGUGUAACACCAGAUUGUAGUGUUAGACCCAGACCCAACUGACCCAAUAAUAUUGAGAAAGCACCACCAAAAUGAACAUUAAGUUGCCGUAAUUAAAACUCAUUCAUUCUUUAGUGCAUCCUCAGUAAACAGUCAGGGUUGUAUUGAAUCCAGAGCCUAACCUGGGAACACUGGCUACGAGGCAGGAAUACACCCUGGACCAUACAUCUUCAUGGUUAUUUGAAGUUGGUUGAUAAUUAGCAAAUGACCCAGUUUCGUAUCACCAAAUCUAGGGCACGUCAUAUCACUGAAAUCAGGAUGUUUGCCCAGUGGGAAGGGUUGUGAUGACCUGAACUAGCUGUAUUGUUCCCAGUUGCUUAAGACUGUUGUCCCAUGGCUGCUGGUAUAGGACUCUUAUCAUUCACGUGGGCACUGUCUAUUUAUUCACAGCAUGGAUCAACUCUCAGGAAGCGUCCUGACACAGGAAGGAGGUGUGUGCGUGCAUGAGGCAGACAGAGCUGGAGACUGAACACACCCAUGCAAUCAUUCCCUCAGAGUUGCCUAGUCAUUAUUGGUCACAGUAAUCAGUAAUUACUCUAGCCUCUGUAUUCUUGUUUGCGCUCAUGCAGAUGACGUUGUCAACACUUUAGCGCAUCGAGCAGACUGUAGCCAGCCACUCCCUCGCCUUGAGCUAUGAGUUUGUAAGUCUCCAGCUGUUUACUCACAAGACCAGAAGUCUGUCUAAUCGUAGUACCUUUGGUGCUGGAGGGAGCAAUAUGAACUAGCGAGCGCUGUAACGGUUGGUGAUGGGUGCAGCAAGCAUCAAGUGGUGUGACUCCUGCCAGAUUUUAUUUGUCCACACAGACUCCAUCUGUUGCUCUUUCCGCUGCAUUAACCAUGCAUGACUAAAGAAAAAUACCUGGGUGGAGAGAGGGACAUACAUGCUGAGAGUGUGACAAGAAAGAGGGUCAGCUCAGGAUCUUGGAAAAUCUGUUGGAUGUCGGUGUGUCUGAAUUCUGGACGUUAGGACAAAAAAAUCAGGCAGAACACGCUGGGACUCGUACAUACUACUUCAGCACUGACAGCUCAGAGGAUAGGGAGGAGUGGGUUCAAGCCAUGAGUGAGGCAGCCAAGGUCCACAUUUCACCCCCUAUUAGAAAAACCUCAGAGUCCGUCCUUACAGACGAGCAGAACCACGUUCCAGUGACGCAAGCACCAGAGACCAACUCUUGUCCAGAAGAUGAGGACUCCAGGACUGAGCAACAUCAGCCUCAGAAACAAGGAGUAAAUGGGGUAGAAAGAAAAGCAAUACCGGCUCCCACCACACCAGUGUCCACCGAUAUGGACAGCCGGUUUGGGGAAAGGGGAUGCCCACCUCCUCACCAUCCAAACGGAUGGGGCAACUAUGGCUCAGGCUUCCCUUCCCAGGAGAACAUAAGAGAGGUGCGUGAAGUGCAGUCCGAUCCACAAGGCAACACGGUGUUGCGCAGGGGCUUUGUGCCCAGGACGGGACCUGAGAGGAUGGCACAGAGGAAGAGCUCCAUGACACAGCUACAGCAGUGGGUGAACCAGCGGCGCGGCCCGCCUCAAGAGGACCUGCGGAGUCCAUCACGGUAUUACACGAUGACCCGAGGCAUUUCAGCAGACUACUACGGCACGUAUGGUGCCCCUCCGUACCCUGAAGAGUACCCACUGUACCCUCCAGGAAUUCGGCCUGACAGCAUCUGCUCCAUGUCAGCUGCCUAUGACAGGAUGCCGCCCCGCUGGACUGCAGAAGAAAAGCGGCGUUCGCUGAGGGACACUGCUCUCUAUGUGCCUCCCCGUGAGCCCCAGUGGAUGAUGGGUCCUCCUGGACCACAUCCUGCCUAUUACACCCAGCUAGAGUCAACACAGGGGACCAUGAGGCGUCUCUCGCUGCAGCCACGCUCACGUUCUGUGCCACGCUCGCCCUCUUCGUCAUCGGGAGGUGCCUACUCACCCGGACCCCCAAACUUCAUCUCGCCAGCACGCUCGCCUAGUGUGCGGUUUGACAGAGUGCCCGGUCGGCUCCGGGAUGAUGGAAUCUAUGUUGAUCCAUCAGUCUAUGGCAUGCGAAGAUCUCUCAGUUCCCCCAAGUAUGAUUUUGCUGGGGAUCGAAGGUCUCUUACACAAAAUGUUUACCAUUACAAUUAUCCAGUCUCUCCCUCAGUACACGGCAAAAUGGAUGACAUUUUAGACCUGCAGCUUCAGAGGAACUUGGAUUACCUCGAUCAGCAGGUGCCUCCAGCGCAUGACAUUUACAGGGACCUGCAUCCCACUCUGAAGCUCAAUGAAAUUGAGACCAGUAAACUGCUGAAUCGCUUGUUUGAGCAGAACAGGCUUCUGAAGGAACAGGAAGCUGUAGUAAAUCGGCUGCGAAUGGACAAGGAUAACUUGGAGGCCACGCUGGUGGCCACACAUCAGGACAUGGAGUUGUGCAGGACUCAGCCACUGGCCAUGGAGAAACUGCAGCUGAAGAAGGAGAGCUUACAGAAUCAGCUCAUCAAUGUCCGGGGCGAGCUCUCUCAGGCUUCCAAUGCUCUGACCACCUCUAAAAUGGAGUUUGAUGCUCUGGAGGAUGAGGUAAAUGCUAUUCAUGGUGACCUGUGGGAGCAGCUGAAUUCUGGAGGACAGAGUGAGCUGGUCCACCGACACCUGCAGAAAGAGUUCUGGAGGGUUCAGGAUGUGCUCGAGGGGCUGCACAAGAACAAUCCCUCUCGAGGCACAGACACAGCUAAGCACAGAGCAGUCAGUGCAGCAUCAGGUUCCUUCAGCACAAACAGUCCAGCGAGCCCACUGAGCUCCGUGAGUCUAACCAGCCCACUCAGCCCUUUCUCACCUGUACCCGGCUCCCAGAAUUCACCCACAAAACAGCUGGCAACAGAGGAGAUUGGUCCUCCACGGCCCCCACUCCCUAAGUCUUACCAACCCCUGGACCCCACCAUGAUCAUGCCCCCUGUCCCCCCCCUCCCUUUCAACAGCAAUGUCUGGCCACGCAGCAUGGACAGCUAUAAGGAAGACAAAGACUCGCACAGCCAAAAGCACAACUACAGUUCAUUAGAGGAAAAGACCAACGAUUACGACUUGGAGCAAGACAGACAAGGCAAUAAAGUUGGUAUUGUCCCACCCAGGACCAAAUCUCCCACAGAUGACACGGACGGUGCCCCUAAGAGGAAUGGGAGGAUGCCUAAUGGUCACAUCUCCAGGGAGAGGCCAAAGAGCGCUGUGUUCCCAGCAGAAGUAAAGUCUAAGAUGAGUGUAGAGGAGCAGAAUGAGAGGAUACGUCGGAACCAGAGUAGUUCAGUCAAAGACAAGAGACGCAGCCUUAAUCUGUCCAACAACCAGAACUUGGAUGGCCUCAAACCUUCUGUCAACUACAGAGUGGUGAGGAGAAGACUGACUGCCCAUGAGGUGGACAUAAAGGGCCUGGAGGCGGCCGUACGAGGGAUAGGCACGGAGUCUCCAAGGGAAGAAAUUGCCCGACUACGGAGACAGGUGGAGCCUGAGAAUUAUGAUCUGGAUAUCGGCAAAGAGCUGUCUGCCCCAGACAAAGUGUUAAUUCCAGAGCGGUAUCUUGACAUAGAGCCCAGCACGCCGCUCAGCCCAGAGGAGGAGCGAGAGAAACAGAAGAAGGUGGAACGGAUAAAGACGCUUAUUGCCAAAUCAAACCUGCAGAAUGUUGUCCCGGUGUUGGAUGGCCCUUCAGAAGCCCAGGCUAACCCUGAGCAGAAAUUGCAGGAACAGGAGAAACGCAUUGAGAUCUCUUGCACUUUGGCUGCCGAGGCCUCCCGCCGCUCCCGCCUGCUCUCUGCCCAGAUAAACCCGAGUCCCCCUGCCUCCCCGACCAACCUGGCCCCUCCCCCUUCCUCUGGCUUCUCUGACUCCUCCCACAUCAUGAAGGUGUGAGUGUGUGAAGCUCAAGCGCUGGCUGCUGUCAAGUUCGAUGGUGAACCUUUCUGAGAACGGCAAACAAAAGACGCGUGAAAAAUCACUUAUAUUGUCCCAUCUCCCCCAAACUGUGUAUUUAUCUCAGUUACUGACACAAUAGGAGGAGGAAAUACUACAAAACGUUUGGAAGUUGGAGAUUCGAGGGUGUAAUUUCAGAGCUGCGGUACAGAGGUCCUUACAAGGAUGCAGUAACAUCUUCAGAGUGGGCUUCUCUAGUGCUCAGUCAUAUGCUUCUCUCUCUCUCUCUCUCUCUCUCUUUUAAGCCCUUCCAUGUAGGACCUAAUGGCCGAACUGUCUGAUGGAAACAACAAAUGUUGUAACAUAAUGAAAGCUGCAAACUAGCCAGAAAGUGAGAUUUGUUUACAUAAAGCUAUCUACUCUGUAAUGACUGCGGUGAGGGUUAUACUAAUCCUGAACAAACUGGCCAGACACAAAUGAAGACACAAGUAUGUCAGGAACAGAGUGACGUCCGAGGAACAGAGAUGAAUAACAAGAUACAGUGUUACAGUAGAAAAAGUGAUGGUCCGAGAGGGACAGAAGACAGAUACAGCGUCACAGCAAGUGGACCAAGAUGCCCAGGAAUACAGACAGGAAGUAGCAGGACCCAGAGCAACGACAAGAGGGAGUUGACCAAAUUAGCACAUCGGUACUUGACCACAGAGAGACUGCGGACUAACUUUAUAAAAGUUUAGCGUCUAGAUCCGCAUUUCAGGCUGCGAGCACUUGCCACAACAGACUCAUCCAGUGACCAUAGACUGAUGUCACAUUGUGUCUACAGUGAAAAGGGACCCCAAGCAGAAGACAGAUAAAAUACAGUCAAAAGAGAGCAUCUCGGUGUGAAGCACUUGCAUGGGCAAUUCUUUCCUCAUUCCCUUCAUUCCCACUUUUCGAAGGAGAUCAAGACUCACUGUGACUGCAUAAAUCCUCUUUUUCUUUACUUUAUGCUAAAUAAUAGGGCUUGAUGGGAACGCUGGAUCCCAGUCACCAACAGUCCGGUAUCUUAGAGUUCUGUUUGCACCACAGGUUCCUUAUGUAUCGAUAAACACAGCAUAUACAGUAUGUCUAUAUACAGUGAAUAUAUAUAUAUAUAUAUAUAUAUAUUAUAUUAAUUUAAUUUGUAAUCAAAGCCAUGUGGAUCUUUAUAAUGCUUCAUUUCUAGUAUUUUAGUUACCAAACGUGGUACCUAAAAUGUCUGUGUGUGGGUAAAAUGAUUAUAAUUAAUUACAAUUAGUAGGCUAUAGAGUUACUGUUGAAAAGUGCCCUUAGAACUGUAAGUCUGCUAGUUAAACAGUGUGUGUUGUAGGGGGGAGGGGCAACAGCUUGCAUCUCAACGUGUAAAACGUGUGAAAUUACAGCCCAUAAAGCCCCUGUGAAUAUGGAGCCCCGUAGUGUAACACUGUGCCAUUGGGUAUUUCGUUUGUCUUUACGUGCUUAGGCAAACAUAUCCGUUGUGUAAAUAUGGAUCCUGUUUGAUGGCGAAUUAAAGAGUAUUUUUGUAUCAAUGACGAGGAGAAAAAAAGCAGCUAGAUUAUAGUGCAUCGCAAAGUGAUGAAUGAUUUGCCAAACUGUUUUGUGUUUUGGUACUUAAGCAUAAGACAUCAUAAGAAACAAUGAAACCAGACACAAUGUAGUCAUUAGGUCAUCAGCUGUUUGUUUUUUUUCUUUGUUUUUUUUUUUUUUUUUAUAAAGUAAGAUAAGUCACGGCUAGUGUUAAAUACAAAAUUUGCAUUUUGAGUGCACAUGAUUUCAUGGAGAUUUUCUCUUUCUCUUACUCCUUUGAGCUCAUUAGCACAUGCAGCACAUAACGGCAUCACCUGAUAGCAGGAACAGAGAUAAACAUGAUUAAUGACCCAGAAUUGGAUCAUCAGUUUCACAAAGGAAAAAAAAUGUCCAAAAAGCAGAUGAUCUAUUUUUAUUAUUUUAAAGAAAGGGACAAAUAAUGUCAUCCAAAUGCAGUACGUAUUUUUCUAAGCACAUGGAUAUUUAAUGAAUUAGAUGAAGUCUGCUCAGCUACAUUUCUAACAGAGAAUUAAGAGUGCUUUGCAUUUUUCAUGGCAGGUUCAAGGCUGGCAUAUCUUUAUUUUGUUACUCUAAAGCAUUGCUUUGGACGCCUUAGUUAAAGAUAAUUUUUAAGAACUUUAUUUUUUAUGUAACAGGAUGAAACGUGUCGGGAAUCACAAAAACAGCCAGAGCAGAGGUAUCUAAUAUUUGAAUUCAAAAUGUAGCAAAUAAGGCUGAAAAGGACUAAACAUUGGUAUCUGUACAUAUUUUCAAACCAAAUAUAAUCUGCCUAACAGUUACUGUUGCUACUUUGAGUAAAAUACAGAAAAAAAAUGCUUGAACUAUGCAAAUCCAUACAGUCAAUAUGCUUGCUUUAGAAAUGCCCUCAUGCAAUAAAGUGAAUGUAUUUAAAACUGA